Messenger RNA from Neocloeon triangulifer, 4328 nucleotides. Its product is annotated as gem-associated protein 5-like. The transcript has 14 exons. Gene Ontology annotation, molecular function: protein binding. The record is from RefSeq and is a predicted model, not a curated record. Bases 240 to 4073 code for a protein of 1277 amino acids. NCBI's taxonomy places the organism in Eukaryota, Metazoa, Arthropoda, Insecta, Ephemeroptera, Baetidae.
AACACGAGCAGCACGACUCCGGCUACUUGUCAGAUAAAUUUUCUUCUUCAAAAGUGAGAAAUUUAGCAUUUUUGUGAAGUUCUGCAUUCUUCGCGUCAUUGUGUGUGUGUGACUGUGAGCGACACAAUAGCCUAAAGCGUCACCUUCUCGUUGAUUGUCUCUAGUGAUUUUCUUCUGCAGUCUUUUGAAUUGGACCAUUUGAAAUCUUUGAAAAUCUUGGAAAUCUUCUGAAGAACACGAUGAGUAACCAAGCAUUGCUGCCCGCGCCAAAUUGGUUCCUCAACUCGCUGGCAGACUGUUCUGCUGAUGGAACCUUAGCAUAUGGUUCUAGAAAUGGACUGGUUCUUAUCCAGUCAAUUGCUUUUUCUGAAGGCCAUGCACCUUCACCAGAGUUCAGUCUCAUUCCUAAUGCCCACAAAGAGCGAAUCACUGGUGUCUCCUGGUCAAACAGGACCCUCAAUGAAGAGGCGCCUAAGUAUCUUUUGGCCUCUAUCUCAGAUGACUGUGCAGUUGCUGUUUGGGACACAGAUUCUCUCUCAUUGGUCCAAAAGCAUCACGAGCAUAAGUUUCCCAUCAUUGACGUUGACUGGACCAAGCUUGGGGACCUCCAGUUAGUGUCUGCAGACGACAAAGGCUACAUGGUGGUUUGGGAUUUGGUGCGCAGUGAGGUCAGAGUCCUGAAGCCACUGACUUCCUCAUCAAAACUGCAACCUAACGUCUUGAGGUGCAGCCCAGUUAAUCAAGAUAUAGCUGCGGUUGGCUGCAAAGAUGGCCUUGUUUGCAUUAUUAAUAUCAAGGGUCCAGGAGUUAUUCAGCAAAGACAUCGAGGUCACGACAAGGCAGUCGUCUCUCUUUCCUGGUGCCCUGAUACAAACAAACUGGCUUCUAGUGGUAUGGACCAGAUAAUUUUUGUGUGGAAUAAUGGCCAAACUGAGAAGACUAUCCAAUUGCCCAACAAAUCCAUAAGUGGAGUGAUAAAAUUCAAGCCAGGAGAGAAGUUACAGGGCAACAUGAGACAGCCUGUUCUGUUUUUAAAACCAGAUCUAAUUGUUUCUGGUUCCAUGAAUGCUGAGGUUCUAUCGUGGAAUUUGACAGAAGAGUCUAUUUCUCCGACCCUCCUUCACUCCGACCACAAUCGAGGUCUCUUCUGCUUAGCUGCUCAUGAUAAAGUUGUUUGGUCGAUGGCCCAAGAUAGACUUGUCAUCCACCACAACUUGGCUUCAAACACAACCUCUGUGUUUUCAACUUUGGGUGGCUUUGUUUACUGCAUCGCCCCGUGCCCCUUUGCACCUGGAAGAGUAGCUGUUGGAGUUGGAGAUGAUUCGAUUAGAAUCUGGAGUAUGACUGACACCACUGGGAAAAGCUCGUCAACUAUUUGGAGUAGAGUAAAGGGGAAAGUUUUGUCCUUAGCUUGGCACCCAGAGAAAGAGGGAGAGCUUGCUUUUGGAACUAGUGAUGGACGUGUUGGAAUUUGCAAUGCUUCUAACCCUGCCAAGGAGGUGCUAAUAAUGCGUCAAUAUCACAAAAGUAGCAUUUACAGGGUAAACUGGGGUCCUGCUGUGACCGGUGUUUACCAAAAAGAUAAAGAAGCUCCUGAGACCAACUGGUACUUGUAUGCAUGCGAUGACAACAAUGCUGUUGUCUACAUUGACUCCUACUCAAUACCCAAGCCUCUGAAGGUCAUUAUCAGAGCCUCAAACCCUCAAAUCAAGGAAGAUAUCAAGCAAAAAGACAUCGCUUGGAAACCUGACCGAUCUCUCCUUGCUCUUGGAUUGGAGGAUGGCUCGAUUCAACUGCUGACUGCUCCACACCUCCAGUGCAUUCACACUCUGCGAUCUCACAAGAAGAUGAUCUUUUACCUUUCCUGGCACCCAAGCUGCACUGCUGUAGAUGAGAAAGACGAUGACAGGCAAAACUGGUUGGCUUCUACUUCUAUGGAUCAGCAAAUCCAUAUUUACAAUCUGACUUCAUUGCUGGCUGAAGGAACAGAAAAAGUUUGGAAAGGUGCGCCUCUACCACUGGAGCCAUUAUCAGAGCUCAAACACGGGGGAAAAGUGGUGUGCUUAGCCUGGAACCCUCAUGUUGGAGGACAGCUUGUGUCAUCUUCCUAUGACAUGUCAGUCAAAGUUUGGGAUGCUGCCAAGGGAGAAGUGUUGGCUUGCUACGUCGAACACAACGGAUGCGUCAUGAGCUGCUGCUGGAGUGCAUUGCACCCUGAUAUAAUAAUCUCUGGCUCUGCUGACUUCACCUGCAGAACAUGGAAAAUAUCUCAAUCACCUGCAGACAGCAAGCCGGUGUCAAGAUCAAAGUUUCGAGAGCAGCAAAAGGGGCCUACAGUUCUACCAAUUCCUGUGAACCCUUCCUCUUCUGAAUUGCAUGAACCUAAACCUGCAGCUAAUGGAAUAAAGCAAAGCACCAAGCCCCAUGACAAACCUCAGCAGAAGCCUAGCACAAAAGUUACGGUUUUCCCCCUUUCCAAUGCAUCUUUUGUCAAAAAUUCAAUGGACUGCUGUGUGAAACUAUUGGAGAACAAAGGAUUAGAGCCUCCUGGCAAGAAAAUCAAGUUGAAUGAGAACAAUCGUGGAGAUGACCAGAAUGAAGUGAAUCAUUUUGGCUUCUUCACUUCACAAGAUGACGCUGUUGAGCUGUUUACUAAAGAGGCUGAGGCACUGAAGCGCAUGAACAACCAUGUUGGAUUUCAAAAUCUGAAGCUUUGGCAGGGUGACAUGCAGCAAGUGAUCAAAGACAGCAUCAAAGCAAAAAAGUUAGAUGAUUGGCUGGUUUCAAUGGCUCCAUCAGUAUCUCACAAAUUUUGGCUGGAAACCUGUGCAGCGUAUGCAGAGCAGCUUGUUGAAGAGGAAAAAAUCUUGAAAGCUGUAUCUUACUUUGUUUCCUGCCAUAAAAUCACAGAGGCUGUGACUGUGCUUCAAAAGCACAAUUUGUACAAAGAGGCAGUCGCACUUUGCAACUUGCGUCUUCCUGCUGGUGAUCCCUUGCUUACUGAAACUUUGAGAGCCUGGGGAAAGUGCAGCCAUGACACUGGAAACUUUGAGAUUGCUGUGCAAUGUUACAUUGCCGUUGGUGAUUAUGAAAAAGCUGCUACUGUUUUGUACAAACGAAAGGACCCCAACAUGUGGCAGCUUGGCACUUACCUUGCCAAAGUGGCUAAUUGCAAUGAACUUUUCCUGAGCAUGACAAUAGAAUGCUUCUACAACUAUCUAAUGAACCAAGAUUGGGACGCUGCGAAUGCCAUCAUAUCAGAGAUUCCUGAGCUUGUGCACCUUCGAGGAGUUCUGAAAACUCAUCAGCUAGUGUGCAGCAAGGAUAAAGAGGGCUUGAAUAUAGAAAAAGGUUCAGAUCUGUCAGAGUCAAAUGAGUCGAUCAUUACCAAUUUGGAGGGGGUGCUAGAUGACAUCUCAUCUGAGCAGUUUCAUGAAUUGGUGCAGCAAUUCCCUUUGAGCAGUCAGUUACCAGAAACAAAGAAAGAACUCCUGGUGACCACUUCCAAGCUUCUUCUCUUAGGAGCUGCUGGAAAGAAGUGUGGAAAUGAGGACUGGGAGCGGUAUAUCAUCUUGGCUCUUCAUCUGAAUUACAGGAGGAGUGUGGUUGUUGUUAAAGAACGACCACUGCAUCACUUGUUCUCCUGGCUGGGCAACAUUGUUCUGACCAAGUAUCUCAAAAGUUUUGAGUCCUUCAAAGCUGCUGCAUAUUUGGCUACUGCAAGCAAGGACGAUCCUGAGCUAUUGUCAAAAAUCAAUGAAAAAAAGUCAUUGUUGAUGGACACUGAGACUGCCUGUUUUGCCCGCCUUGAAGUUCUGAUUCCAAACCUUGAAAAGAAGCUGGCCACAGCGCAUGCAGGCAAAACUGACAUUAGCAAGUUGCAGAGUCAACUGCUCACCCUCAAAGAAGAAAAAGAGGACUUGGAAAAGACAAGGGUUGCCUUCCCAAACCCGUUCAUCAUUUUUUGCAAACUGCAAGGCCUAGUUGAAAGUCUCCAUGCCAGUUUGCAAACUGGUCAACUUGAAGAGCUUGAAAGAGAGAUGGACACUUUCCGUGCUACCAUUCAAGAAUGAAUAACGACAGCAAAGCCUACUGACCUCUUGAAUUUAAUUUUGUGAUACACAUAGCUGUGUAAUCUGCAUUUCCUUUUAUUUCAUUGAAAAAUGGAGAGACACCAUUCAUAGAACGUUGCUCUCAUUUUUGUUGCUGUUCCAAAAAGAGUAUACAGCAAACUGAAUCAUUUAUUCAUUUCAAAUGCAAUUUCUUAAAUUAUAUUGAGUAAUACUAAAAAAUCUGUAGGAAUAAAUAAAAUUGAAGAUAAAUUAUUU